GGAGCUGGGGCGGAGGCUGGCGGGGCCCGCCUGGGAGGCGCGCGGUCCAAGUCGCAGGCAUCUCUUCGUCUCUUCCCGUCGGAUCCCGUCCCGGGAUGUCGGGGGCAGGCGAGGAAGAGGCGGGGUCCGCGGGCGGGUGGGGCUCACCCCUCAAGGCCGCCCUCUCGGCGCGCCCGCGUCCUCCCUGCUCCCGGCCCUGCCACUCCCUCGCUGGCCCGAACAGCUGUUUACAACGGAAUCCGGACGCCGGGCGCGAGUGGAGCUCAGUGCCAGAGGAGGUGAUUCCCGGCGCCGGGGACAGAGCCCCUUUCUUUUGCUGAAAGACCCUUUCUGCUGGGGAGCCUCUUGUGUCCAGCCUAGGCCCGCGUGCAGCCCCGACGGAUGACCGUCUUCUUGGCAAGAAAGUGGAUAAACUUAAUUGAGAAUGUCUGAAAACCUUGACAAGUCCAAUGUAAAUGAAGCAGGAAAAUCAAAAUCCAAUGAUUCUGAGCAAGGCCUCGAAGAUGCUGUGGAAGGUGCCGAUGAAGCCUUACAGAAAGCAAUAAAGUCAGACUCCUCCAGCCCCCAAAGAGUGCAAAGACCUCACUCUAGUCCUCCUCGCUUUGUGACAGUAGAAGAACUUCUAGAGACAGCGAGAGGCGUCACCAACAUGGCUCUAGCCCAUGAAAUUGUAGUAAAUGGAGACUUUCAGAUUAAACCAGUUGAAUUACCGGAAAACAGCUUGAAGAAGAGAGUAAAGGAGAUUGUACAUAAAGCGUUUUGGGAUUGCUUGAGUGCACAGCUAAGUGAAGACCCCCCAGCGUAUGACCAUGCUAUCAAACUUGUAGGAGAAAUCAAAGAGACUCUCUUAUCUUUCUUGCUGCCUGGUCAUACUAGACUGAGAAACCAGAUAACAGAAGUCUUGGAUCUGGAUCUGAUAAAGCAGGAAGCAGAGAAUGGGGCCCUAGACAUUUCCAAACUGGCAGAAUUCAUUAUUGGCAUGAUGGGGACACUGUGUGCACCUGCUCGAGAUGAGGAAGUUAAGAAACUAAAGGACAUUAAGGAAAUAGUGCCCCUUUUCAGAGAAAUUUUUUCUGUGUUGGACCUAAUGAAAGUGGACAUGGCCAACUUUGCUAUCAGUAGCAUCAGGCCUCAUCUCAUGCAGCAGUCAGUUGAAUACGAAAGGAAGAAGUUUCAAGAGAUUUUGGAGAGGCAACCAAAUUCCCUGGACUUUGUCACCCAGUGGCUGGAAGAAGCCUCAGAGGACCUUAUGACUCAGAAGUAUAAACACGCCCUGCCAGCUGGGGGAGCAGCUGCUGGCUCUGGGGACAUGCCCAGGCUGAGCCCUGUUGCUGUCCAGAAUUAUGCUUAUCUGAAGCUUCUGAAGUGGGACCACCUCCAGAGGCCGUUCCCUGAAACAGUUUUAAUGGACCAGUCUCGCUUCCAUGAGCUCCAGUUGCAGCUGGAACAACUGACCGUCCUGGGGGCUGUGUUGCUGAUCACCUUCAGCAUGGCAGCCCCAGGAAUUUCCAGCCAGGCCGACUUUGCUGAGAAACUCAAGAUGAUUGUGAAGAUUUUGCUAACAGAUAUGCACCUACCCUCCUUCCAUCUGAAGGACGUCCUCACUACCAUCGGGGAGAAGGUGUGCCUGGAGGUGAGCAGCUGCCUCUCCCUGUGUGGGUCCUCCCCCUUCACCACGGACAAGGAGACCGUGCUCAAGGGCCAGAUCCAGGCCGUGGCCAGCCCCGAUGACCCCAUUCGCAGGAUCAUGGAAUCUCGAAUCCUGACCUUCUUAGAAACCUACCUUGCCUCGGGUCAUCAGAAGCCAUUGCCCACAGUCCCUGGGGGACUCAGUCCAGUUCAGAGAGAGCUGGAGGAAGUUGCUAUUAAAUUUGCUCGCCUGGUCAACUAUAACAAGAUGGUUUUCUGUCCCUACUAUGAUGCAAUCCUCAGUAAGAUCCUCGUCCGAUCCUAACGUGUAUGCACCCUACAGCAGCAGUAUUACUCACUAGCCGCAGAAUACCUGUUCUCAACUCUAAUGUUGCAUUGGAAAAUGGCUAUAUAGUACAUGUCUAUUUAACAGCACCGAUUCCAAAGGGAAGAAUAUUGUGUAUCACUGUUGAAAAGACUUGUUGAAAAAUCCAGUGAAUUCUAUUUUGAGAGAUUGUAUUUAUGAGUGCAAGUUUACAAAUCAAAGAAGCUUUUUGUUCUCGAGUUUUAUAGGUAACACUCGGCUGUGUCUCCACUCCUCCCCCAUCAUGUCCUUCUAAGGAGGCUCUUCUGCAAUCUGGGUAGUUCUUUCAGAUGCCCCAUGCUGAGCUGACAGCCAUCCAAGUGCAAAAGAGACCAAGCCAUGGCCUCACCUCCUGCCCUCCCUCGGACAGCCUUGUCCCUCACCCCUCCCUCCGGGUAGUUUUGUUAGAAGGGCUACAGAACGUCUUAUUGCCAUUUUCUCCCCCUAUUUAUUGCUUCCUCCCUGCCUGGCCUAGCCAGGGCUCCCAGGCCCUUUUUUCUAGAGGAGAGUUAUUUGUCUCUCUCUCUUUUUUCUUUUUUACUUUUUAAAAAAAUAUUUAAACAUUCUUUCUUUUAACCGUCCCCCAAAGAUACAGAGUUAUUGGACUUUAAAAAGCUUGUUAUUUUAUACAAAAUUACUCCUGCAUCUAGGUGAGAGCAGUUAUGACUUAUGAGAUCUAGUGAAAGGAAAUUAUUUGACUUUUAAGCCUUGAAAAUCAAGGAGGAAAUAUUUUGGAAAAUACUUUACUGUAAUGUAAAGGAAGAGAAAUGUCUGGAAUUCUUACUGAAAAAUUGACUCUGAGACAAUACGCAGAUGUGUUGAUUGAAUUAAAUUCUGGAAUUAGA
This is a messenger RNA of Mandrillus leucophaeus (drill), 2838 nucleotides long. It is a transcript of the gene TCP11L1, whose product is annotated as t-complex 11, testis-specific-like 1. Bases 425 to 1954 code for a protein of 509 amino acids. The record is from RefSeq and is a predicted model, not a curated record. Gene Ontology annotation, biological process: signal transduction. The transcript has 10 exons. Lineage: Eukaryota; Metazoa; Chordata; Mammalia; Primates; Cercopithecidae.